UGCCGACUGGUUGCUCCCGGCAUGUCAAUCGGAGAUGAAGAGGCGAGCGGAGGCAGCGGGCCACAAGGGAGCCUUUCGGUACGGUGAUGGGGUCGACGAGAUCAACACAUCGAUUUCGAGCGUGAAGAAGCCAGAAGCUGUAAGGCUUCUCCUGGCCCAGGACGCGUGGCGUGUAUCCAAAGGUCUCGACCCUGACUGGAAGCAAGCUCCGCAGGGCACCCCGCAAGCGAAGAGGGCGGCGAAGGAAGCGAAGGCGAAGCUUGCUGCCGAGGAGGAAGGGCGCAGGAGGAGAUGCCGUUCCAGCGGGGAUGCGGCAAGGUUGUGCUUCAUCAUGUUCUCGGACGAGAUGUACGAGAAGGUCACCACCAGCGAACAGGCGCCCACGGAUCGAAACAAGCGCGACAACCAUGCCAUUGGGGUGAACGAUCCAGACGGGGUUUGGGAUGAGAUAGUUGACCACUUCGUAGACCAAAAAUUGAGGCUCGGUGGGGUACGCGCUGGCAGCCCCAAAUCACACGACGGCAGCACUGCACCCGGAGUGCCUAAGAUGUGGGAGGCGCUUCAAUCGCUCGACUAUGACGAUCCAGCGAAAAAGUGGAGGGAAGAAUGGACGUUCAAGGAAGGGUCACGGAAGGGAGAGCUGGACAAGGCUCGCGCCCGCGAGAAGGUGAAAGGCUGGUGGACGGACAUGCGUGCGGAGUUGAGGGACGCUAAGAAGAAGAAAGAGAAGAGUGGGAACAACGCUGAACACUACUGGUCCUUCUGUAACCAGAAGCUGUACGUCCUGCUCAUGAUGGACUGGUACGAGCUGAGGGGUGGCGACAGCGCGAACGAGCACUGCGCAAGGUACUUCAGCGUGAGGCUCAGCGAGGAGGAUGGGGAAGCUUUCAACACUCUGUCCAUGGAAGACGAGCAGUCUUCCAGCGAUUCGGAUGAACCGCCCGCUCCGAAGGGGAAGCCGCGAGCGCGGAAGGCGAGGGAGAAGGGGAAGGUCAAACCGGAAGAAACCUUGGUCCAACUUGUGGACGCAUUCAAGACCACAUCAAACAACAUUGCAGCGGCGAUGAACAAGAUUGCGGACAACGACGCCGAGAAUCCCGUGGGUAUGUUGAUUGCUGCCAGCGAUCGCCUUGAUGACUGUGACGAGAGGUUGAAAAAUGCGAAAGAAGAAGGAGCGUCCAAAAGAAAAAUUGAAAGGCUCACUCAAAACCUCGCAGUAGCGCAGGAGGAGUACGACAAAAUCUACAAAAAGACCAGGCCUGCUGCAGAGAAAGCGGCGGAGGAAGAGGAAGAAGAUGAGGAAGGGAGUGAAGUUUCGUAGCGAUUUGUCGUGAAGGCCCUUCGGACGAAUCAAACCCGACUUCUUCCAACGACGCAUGAAGAGGAUGUCUUGUCGUUUUGGGUUUGAUUCACACGGCAUAGGUUGGGUACAUGCAUUUUUCUGAGUAUGGCUAGUUUUUUUUCCGUUGUGUGCAGCACGAAGGUAGGGCACUGCUCGUGGUGCAUUCUGUAAGCGCGUGUGCACUUCAGCUGGUUCAUGAACAGCAGUCCAAGGGUUCAUCGUGCGCCCCUUCCCACAGAAAAGAGGGAGAGGCCGUUUUUUUUUACAUGUUCGUCGAUGUCCAACGUACAGAACACGCCCGCAAGUAAGAAAAUUUUUAGGUAGGAAAAUCAAGCUCAGAUUUUGGCGAAAAAUGAGAAAUUCCGGCUAAGAAACACAGCUCAAUCUUGGGAAAGGAGUAAGAAACACCCGAAUAAGAAACUGAGGGCAGGAUCACUCUAAACCACAAGAAACGAAGUGCAGUAGAGAGAGCGUGAAAAAUAAGAAACGGCCGUUGACGUCCAGUGACAAUCCCUAUUACCCCUUGUGGGUGUAAUUUGUUGGUGUGUGGGUAUGGGUCGCUGGCUUUUAUGCGAACUCCCCCCGUGCCGCGCGGUCCGCACGUGGUGCGUGGUGGCCAAGUGUGGCCUGAUUUCACAGUUCUGAUGAAGACAGACAAACGCGGGCGUUGUUGCGUGGGUACUGGAGGUAGAGCAGGAGGAGGCAAGGAUCAAGGCGUCUAGGAGGCGACAACCCCAAAUGUUCGCCGCACGGAGCUUUCGGCGUAAUGUCGGAAUGGCUGUUGGGUCCCUCUCUUUCAACUACAUCGUGCGGUUUGUCUUUUGGAGAAUGCCACUA
Molecule: messenger RNA, 2179 nt
Organism: Ectocarpus sp. CCAP 1310/34
Lineage: Eukaryota; Phaeophyceae; Ectocarpales; Ectocarpaceae
Source: the annotation of a GenBank genome assembly